AAGAAGAAGACGAAGAAGAAGUAGAAAAAAGCAACAUAUGAUGACGUCGUCAUAAAGCGCCCUCCAGCUAGCUACAUUAGCUCACGCCUCGGAGGGGAGAGUAUUGACACCUCCACGCCUCAGGCCGGUGGCUGUUUCAUCUCGUUAGAUGGUCCACCGACCGCCCCGGUGCCGAGGAGUCGUUUGCUUCAGCCUCAACCGGCAGUCGUCAUGGCGGAGGAGGAGGAUCUGUCGCUCAGUCUGCUGACAGACGGGACGAAACGCAGCAAUGGCGACUUCGUACCGCCGGACGGCUUGUGCUGGGUGUCGGUGCUGUCCUGUCUGCUGCUGGCGUGCUCUUAUGUCGGGAGCUUGUACGUGUGGAGGAGUGACUUGCCGAGGGAUCACCCCACCGUGAUAAAGAGACGCUUCACCAGUGUGCUCAUCGUUUCGGGCCUGUCGCCUCUCUUCGUGUUUGCAUGGAGGGAAUUCACCGACGUCAGGACUGGCCCAUCGUUACUGGCUCUCAUGGGGAUCCGAUUUGAAGGCCUCAUUCCGGCAAUCCUCCUUCCUCUGAUGCUCACCAUGGUCCUGUUUCUGGGCCCCCUUAUGCAAUUAGCUAUGGACUGUCCCUGGAGCUUCAUGGAUGGGAUCCGGGUGGCCUUGGACCCGUGGUUCUGGAUGCUGUGCCUCAGCGACAUGCGCUGGCUGAGGAAUCAGGUGGUGGCGCCGCUGACUGAGGAGCUGGUGUUCAGGGCCUGCAUGCUGCCCAUGUUGGUGCCGUGUGCCGGUCCUCUCGCCGCCAUCUUCACCUGCCCGCUCUUCUUUGGAGUGGCUCACUUCCACCACGUGAUCGAGCUGCUGAGGUUCAGACAGGGGACGCUGUCUGGGAUCUUCCUCUCCGCAGUGUUCCAGUUCUCCUACACCGCGGUGUUUGGGGCCUACACUGCCUUCCUCUUCAUCCGAACAGGUCACCUGAUAGGUCCAGUGCUCUGCCACUCCUUCUGUAACUACAUGGGUUUCCCAGCCGUCAGCACGGCGAUGGAGCACCCCCACCGCGUCGGCGUCCUCUCCUCCUACCUGAUGGGGGUCCUCCUCUUCCUGCUCUUCCUCUUCCCCUUCACCGACCCCUCCUACUACGGCCUCCCCACACCAGUGUGCACCCUCACCCCCUCCCCCAGCUCUCUCUGCCGCUCCUGACCCACCCUCACCCCCUCCCACUUCUCUGCUAUUGUCUUGUCAUGUUUUUCUUCUUCUUUAUGCCAAGUUUAAGAGUUCAGGUGAAGUCCAGUUUGGGCCGACAGCGCUAACAGCCAUUUGGACUAAGUUGCCGCGUUCUGCGGUCUAUGAAGCUCUCAGUUUGAGAACGUACCUUGUUGGUGUACUCAUGUUCCACUCUGUCUAACUCCACCUUUUUUUUAAAGGAUAGUUUUAGUUUAUUUCUGUAAUGUGAGCAUCCGCGUCUAUCAGUAAGUAUACAAUAAGCAGAGAUCUGUCACAAAGAAGUCCAUUUGGACAGUUUCAACUUUAAACCGCUGUAUUGCAUCAGGGCUGCAACAGCUGAUUGUGUUUUUCAUUAAUUGAUUAAUCCAAUGGUCACGUCUUUAAGAAUGCCCGUCACACUGACAGGAUACAUGCUCAACGCUGAAUGUCAAACAUUGACCAAGACAUCACUUUUUAAAUGGUAACAUCUUGGCCAAAAGAAACCAUUGUUGGGUGGGCUCUGGUACUCGGGCACAUUUCAGGUGUGCUCUCUUUUAGAUUGCCCUCCAACAAAGUGCAUUAGGUAAUCUGGAUAAACAUCCAUGUCCACUCCUCUCAUCCAAUCGAAACGAUGGCUAAAUCUAUACAAAUAAGACCUGAGCUGUAGUGUUCUGCUCCAGGUCUCAUUGGGGUUUCGGGUCGGGUUGGGCUCAUUUAGUUGCGAGAGGCUUGGGUUCAGGUUUGUGACGGUAAGAGGCGGGACUAGUUGGGUUCAGCUGAAUCUCAAAGAAGCGGGUUAAGGUUUCUAUUGUGUUCUUAUAGGCUAGAAUGAUUCUUUGUUGCCUUUGAGCAUCUCUGGAGUGACGCAUGGAAAUCAUUGAAGUGGGUUGUUGGAGAAAUCCCUUUUUCUUAUGGCUGCAGUGCAUUGUGGUCCAUGGAGGCUCACAAACCCCCGGCUGUAGUGGGACACUUUGGUGGGGAUGUUGAAAUGUGCACCAUCACCUACAACGUUGUUUUUAACUGCGACAUUUCUUCUGGAUUUCUUCUCUGCGUGAAGUCGGACACCACGACUCUGCUGAUGUCGAGGAACGUUCUGCUGGACGCGGUCAGUGUUUUAUACAAUGUAUUAAGUUUUAUAUAUAUCUAUCUCUCUAUCUACCUUCUGUAUGUUUCAUGGCUGGUUAUCUGGGUAUUGGUAUGUUUUAAAAGGGGGUCGUUGUUCAUUAUUGCUGAAACAUACUGCGUGUUAGUUUGUUUUUAAGGACGUAAAAGACGGCCUUUCCCAGUCUGGGUGCUGCUUGGGUCUGCUGGUGUCCUUGAAGGACCGCAGGGACCAUGUGCAUAGUGUAAUCUCCAGCUUUGGGAUUUUUAUGCAACAUAUUUUCUGACACUGCAGCUCCCAAAUUUGAGUUUGUGUAGCCCGAAACGUUUGUGUCAUCACAGAGUAUGUUUUGGUCUUUGAGAUUAUUAGUUGUCAAAUAUUUAAAGAUCUUUUCCUGUGAGGUCCUACAAUUGGUUCAGUUUUGAAGGAGAACGCAGCCGCCACUAAACGGGCUGUAAUGUAAUCCUUCGCUCGAAGAAGUCUCAUUCGGAAAUCUCGUGAGGCGACUUGUUGCCGGAAGACAACGUCAGAAACGUGAGUGACAGUUGUCAGACUGUUAUCUAAAAUGUUUUUUAAUGUCACAGCUGAAUAUUUAGCUGGCGAGAUAUGCGAAGAAGACUUCUUCGAGCGAGACGUGGUCAGACAAUAACAGACUGGAUUGAGUCAUUUUUAUACACGUAUAAUUAUUAUACGUGUAUAAAAAUAACCUUAGCGUAGCCAAUAUGGUUACUUACAGUCCAGGCUGAAAAAAUAAAUAAUUCUGCUUCACCAUAACUCAGCAAUAGCUCGUCAUAAGAUGUCAUAACCGGCAAAACAAAACCAAAAAACGAGAUUUAAGAAAGAAAAAGUUUUGUUGGGGACUGUUAUUGUGCACUAGACCUCUAGACGACUGCGGUCGGUAAUAUUCUCGUCCUCUAUGUGGGACAUCAAGGUCGCAUCACUGGGUUUUGUUUUCUUCCUGUUUUUUGAUAUAUGAAUGUUAUUUGAUUAAGGUGUCAAACUAGAAGAUGAUUCCUCAUCUGACUCGCUGACCUCUCGCUCCACUGGUGAGAAGUGUGUAUGCUGCUCCCUGCUUCUGAGAGCGAGUGCUGAUACUGUGAAGAAGAAGAAGAAGUGGGCUGCUUUGGGUCUUCAGCAAUACAUCCUCAAUAUUGGACCCAUUUCAUGUGACAGAGUAAAGCGGUAGACUGUCAUAUUCUCAUAUGUAUGUUACUUAUUCCUGGCAGGUCAUUUAUUGGCAUGUAGAAAACUAUUGUGACGUGAGUUGAACCUCCCUGUAGCUGCCAGCAGAGGGCGCCUGAGGCGGCUGCUGAGGGGAACUCUGCGUUUAUCGGCCUGUCUGACAUCAGUCAUCCGUCAUUGGGGAAACCAAUCCGCUCUAACUUAUUUUCACUGCAGCUUCAACACAAUUAUGUAGAGGAGAUCGAUGCAGAGAGGAGGAACCCUGUGGGGAGAAUCUCACUGCUGCUCGAUCCGGUUCCCAAACCCUUGUUCUGCCUCCCACAUUGUGCUGGACUCCUUUUCUCAACUUUACAAAUGAGCUGUGCAACAAUGGAAGAACAGCUUCGCCCCAAGAUGAAACUUCAUUCACGUACGAAUGGAUCAUCUUGAGGUGCUGGCUGAACCAGUUUGUGACUUGACGGUUUCCUGUUCUUCUUUGUGUUUUUUUUACAUUAAAUUGGACUAUAUUGAAAUGAUAA
This is a messenger RNA of Cyclopterus lumpus (lumpfish), 3984 nucleotides long. RefSeq names its product Ras converting CAAX endopeptidase 1a (gene rce1a). Gene Ontology annotation, biological process: CAAX-box protein processing. Gene Ontology annotation, cellular component: endoplasmic reticulum membrane. Bases 211 to 1179 code for a protein of 322 amino acids. The transcript is spliced from 8 exons. Gene Ontology annotation, molecular function: metalloendopeptidase activity. NCBI's taxonomy places the organism in Eukaryota, Metazoa, Chordata, Actinopteri, Perciformes, Cyclopteridae. The record is from RefSeq and is a predicted model, not a curated record.